This is a messenger RNA of Macrosiphum euphorbiae (potato aphid), 339 nucleotides long. The record is from the annotation of a GenBank genome assembly. Lineage: Eukaryota; Metazoa; Arthropoda; Insecta; Hemiptera; Aphididae.
AUGGACACGUGGCCUGUGAAUCAGCGCUUUUUUGCCGUUACGACGUUUAUUGAGUGUAAGUCUAUUAUAACUGUACAACGAAAUUUUCGACGACAAUUCAAUAUUCCUGUUGGAGGUAAUGUUCCUUCACGGAAUUCAAUCUUAGACUGGUAUCAUACAUUUCAAAAUACUGGUUCUGUCUUAACAACUUAUAAAGGUAGACAAAAAAGUGUAAGAACACCAGAAAACAUUGAACGAGUACGUCAAGCAAUCGAUCAAAGUCCACAAUGCUCGGCAAGACGCCAUUCUCAGUCGUUGAACUUGUUUAUAACAAUUAAAAAUAAUGUUUAUGUUGAAUAA